CUCCCGAUGGCUGACUCGUCCAAGAAAAAAAAGAGAGAGACCCGCGUGGAUGAAGAGACCCGGAGCGUGUGAACCGAUCUUCCCACGCUGCGUUUUCCUUUGGACUUUUUUCCCCUUCUCCUUUUUUUCCUCCCCGCUUUACAAAGUAGCCUAAGGGCCCGAUCCUGGGUGGUCCCCCCCUAGCCCCCCACCCACCGAUGGCAGUUUUAAAUGGCUAGGAGGACUUUCCCCCUUGUAGUUUCCGACACGCGUUGCUGGACUCCCACGAUCUUCCUGGGCUUCUCGGGAGGAAGGCCAUGCUGAGAAUCCCCAAAGCUGGGCCUUCCGCCCCUGGCCGAGGGGCGCCUUCCCUCGUCGCCCCCCAGCCACAAAAGAAAAGCAUGGCUGUCGGCAGCUCCGCCGAGCUGGUGGUCGCCGAGCUGGCGGGCCCUCCGGUGCGGGCUCUCCCCGCUGCCUAUUUCGCUCAGGUGUACCCCCAAACGGCGGUGGUCGCGCCGUUGCCUCGAGGCGGCUGCCUUUAUGCCACCCCCCAUGGACCGGAGAUCAAAGCCAUGCGAUCGGCCUCCACGGGAAAACUGCCGGCCAAGAGAAAACUGGAUCUGGAAGGAACCACCCAGCAGCGCAUCCCAGAAUUCCGGACACCGAAAGGCAAAGGAACUGCGCUCUCACAUAUACCCAGUCCCAAAACCCCCAAGUCCCCUGGAGAGAAAACCCGUUACGACACGUCUCUUGGCUUGCUGACCAAGAAGUUCAUCCACUUGCUGAGUGAAUCGGAAGACGGGGUUCUGGACUUGAAUCGGGCUGCUGAGGUGCUGGAGGUGCAGAAGAGACGCAUCUAUGAUAUCACCAACGUCCUGGAAGGGAUUCAGCUCAUCCGCAAGAAAUCCAAGAACAAUAUCCAGUGGAUGGGAACGGGCCUUUUUGAAGAUUCUUCCGUGGCCACGAAGCAGCAUGUCCUGCGACAAGAACUGACCGAACUUUCAAAGAAUGAGAAAGUUUUGGACAAGCUGAUCCAGGAGUCCUCUCUGCAGUUAAAGCAUCUGACAGAAGAUGAGACCAACCAAAGGUUAGCCUAUGUCACCUAUCAGGAUAUCCGAGCCAUCAGCAAUUUCAACGAACAGACGGUGAUCGUGGUCAGAGCUCCCCCUGAGACACGUCUUGAGGUGCCCGAUGUUUGUGAGGAGAAUGUCCAGCUCCACCUAAGGAGUACCAAUGGCCCCAUUGAGGUCUACCUGUGCCCAGAAGAAAUUCUGGAAGAAAGUCCUGCCAAGGAGAGCUGUUUUCCUCUUCCACUACCCCAGGAGGUUACUAAACCCACAAUGGUGAAAGUGGAAUUGGUGAAGACGGAGGUGCCGAACUGCCUGAUGGAGGGAGAGGACGGUCUCCUGGAACCCCCUCAGCACCUCCUGCAGCAGACCGAGGACCAGCUCCCUUCUACAGCCUACGGCGACCCGGGCCCCUUUGUCAGUUUUUCCCCUCCCCUCGACCAAGAGGAUUAUCUGUGGGGACUGGAGGCGAGCGAGGGUGUAAGUGACUUGUUCGAUGCCUAUGACUUGGCGGAUUUGCUGAAAAAUUGAACCCGGAGCUUCCCCGGUCCUUCCUAAGGUGCUGCCAAUAACCUGCCCUGCAUAGACACAAGAGAUCCAGAUUCCGAAGCUUUCGGCUCUUUCUUAAUAGCAUCUUUUUGGAAUUUUGUCCAAAAGACACGGCUAAGAAGCUUGCCUCUUCCAGUUCAUACUCCCUCUGUUUAGAAAACUCUUGCCUCCCAUUCAAGGCUUUCCCAAAGGAUUUUGAACGGGUCCCAGUGCAGUAAAGCACCCCAUAUGCUGCUAUGGGGAAGCCUCACUUUACUUCCUCCCUCCUGGCAUUUUGUCUUCUUGUUUUUGUUUUUUAAGAAGGGCUGAGGGUCAGAUUUUGGACUCUCGAUUUCACUCUUUCCUCCAUCAGGCCCACCAUGGAAAUUGCACGCACAACUGCCAAUGCCUUGGAAAAACCAGGAAGUCUUAAUCCAGUUGUAUAUUUUCUUGGUGGAGCCCCACACGUCUCAGCGGGGCAUAAGGCCUCCCUCUAGGGCGCACCACUCAUCCCCCCCUGGGAAGGACCCACAAAUCUGUCCUUCAUAAAUGUGCAAACGUGACUUCUCCAGGGAUAGCAUUCCAGAGAAUCCCCCAAUCAGUUAAGUUUCCUUCUGGACCUCUGAGCCCACAACCCAGAGGCAUCCCCAGAGAUAGAUAGUUAUCCAAAAAUAAAUCUCCUGCAACAGGAAGGGAUUUUCAGGAUUCGUGAGCAGGAACAGGAAGUCGGAAGUGGCUGUCGUCUUGCUAUGAGCCCCCCAAUAAAUAUUACAGCCCCUCUUUCUGGGGUGGGAGAUAGGGAACGAGGGGGUAGGCCAGCUUCUCCCAGUGCCAGGGUUCUCCUCCUCCUAAGUGAGCCUGGGUCAACCAGACGUGUCUCUGAGGCGGUUCAGUGCAAGACGAACCUGGGUAGGUUCUUCCAUAUUUUAGUAUCCCCGGCUGAACUUUGGAAAAUCUCGGCAUGCCCUGGUUCGAAGCUAACUUCACAUGCCUUGCAAAUGGUUCUCAUUCCAUCUCGGAGGCAAUACGGUAUCCUCCCUAUGUUUGAGGCCUUCUCAUCAGCCUAGCUCAGUGAUUGGCAAGCCUUUUAGACACCAAAAAGGCAGCGCGGAAACAUUGCGCGCACACUCACCAGGGCCGCGCUCCAGAAAAGCCGAAUUUCCAGGUUUUAGCAUGCAUGCACUCCCAAUGAUCAGCUGGCUGGCACACAUGCACAGGCAGGCUUUCGGCACUGCCGCGUGCACAAAAGGGAUCACACUCCGGAAAAGCCAAACUUCCGGGUUCCCAUCUUCAUGUGCACUCAAUAAUCAGCGGGCUGGUGCGAAUGUGCGCAUGGGUUUUCGGCACUGCUGCACGCAUAAAGGACAACCGAUUGUCGCAUGCACAUGCGUGCCAGAAGCCCAGAAGACAAACAGACAAGGCCGCACGUGUUGGGUGACAUGGCUUCGUGUGCUAAUUUGGCACACUUGCUGUAGGUUUGCCAUCACGGGGCCUAGCUGGUGAGGGGUAAGGAGAGUUGUGCCAAAAGAAAAAGAAAAGAUUAACCACCUUGCUUGCUUGGCAUCCCAAGCUAUGGCAUAAAACAAGGUGGCAUCUCAGAAGGCAGCCACGUUCUUCCCCAAGACGCAGGUUAAAAGAGGACAUUUUUAAAUCCAUGCAAACACAGUUUCCCCUUCCCCAGAAAGGUUUGGUCUUUUGAGAGUUGGCUGGGUUCGUUUCAUAACCGGACCAUUCCUGAUCACCCAACCUCAUUCUUUGUUGGGUUCAAGUGUUCAACAUGCCAGCAGAUGUGGCGGUUCUCCACUUCUCCAAGAUCUGGAUCUCAGUGGAUCAGAGGUUUUCAGCUGCAGCUUAAGCCUGACUGUAGCCUUAAUUCCGAAGUGUGUGUUUCUCGGUGACCCAUCAGCCUUAAUGUGGAAUACCGUAGCCUCUGACUCACAAUACAUAAAGCAGAUGUGACUUUACAGGGAAACUACACCAGUGGGGGAGUUGCACGUGAUUCUUCUGCAACCUGAACAUUGGCAGACACUUACAACCCCUUUGCUUCUGAGGCUGACACCGGCAUCUCAGCAAUACUUGUUUAUUUUUGUCACUGGUUGGAACAAAAGCUUCCCACUAUCGGUGACAUGGGAUUUGACCGCAACAGAUCACUUUCUAUCAGAUAACACGGUUUGGUUGUCUACCAAAAUACGUUGGUUGUUCAAGAUAUUCAGGCAAUAUGAGUUUCCCUGCUGUAAGAUCACAUACCUGCAGUUCUAAAUAAAAUUGCAGUGCAUUUCCUUUUA
This is a messenger RNA of Thamnophis elegans (Western terrestrial garter snake), 3859 nucleotides long. RefSeq names its product E2F transcription factor 2 (gene E2F2). Gene Ontology annotation, molecular function: RNA polymerase II cis-regulatory region sequence-specific DNA binding; protein dimerization activity; DNA-binding transcription factor activity, RNA polymerase II-specific. The record is from RefSeq and is a predicted model, not a curated record. Lineage: Eukaryota; Metazoa; Chordata; Lepidosauria; Squamata; Natricidae. Gene Ontology annotation, biological process: regulation of transcription by RNA polymerase II. The coding region runs from base 297 to 1577 and encodes 426 amino acids. Gene Ontology annotation, cellular component: RNA polymerase II transcription regulator complex. The transcript is spliced from 7 exons.